AAUCCUAUAAUUUAUCGAUUUUAUAUAAUUAGCCCAAAUUCUAAACGCAAAAUUUUCUAAGGGGUCAACUCCGGCGCCCGCAGCCUGAAAUGAGCGCAGUACGGACACUAGCCACGGUUGCCGCCGGCUUCACUGCAAGACAAGCGUUUCAAGCGUCUUCAGUUUCUCAUCCUCUUCACACUUUUUCUUUUCAUCCAACUUCUUCUCUCAUUUUCAUCCCUUCAUUCAAACAACACUCAUUAGGAAUAUGUCACCUUGCACAAGCUAUAAAGGGUGAUGUUGAUGAUUUAGUUAAGGGUGUUGGAGAUAAAAGUUCCAUUGAGGAAGUGAAGCAUAUUCUGGAAAUGGCGAAGCGGGCUUCGUUAAAGAGAGGAGUUCUACACACAGAUUUUGUAACCCCUCCAGUUUUGAAGGAAUCAAUGAUAGUGUUGGAAAAAUUAGCUGAUGUUAAAGCAGUUGCACAGGGAGGAUACCCUCAGGCUGAGCGAUGCCGAAUUUCUGUUGGACAUCCAGAAGCAUUGACAAGUGGUCCAGAUGUAGUUGCUGCACUGAGUAUUGCAGGAAAUUUUGGAUUUCAACCUUGCUCUCAUGGUGACUUCCUUGGUGCUAUUCUUGGCACUGGGAUUGCUAGGGAAAAGCUUGGAGAUAUUAUCUUACAGGGAGAAAAGGGCGCUCAGAUUCUAGUUGUUCCAGAACUCGCUGACUAUAUUAUAUCAUCAUUGGAGAAGGUUGGUAAUGUUUCAGUCUCUUGUACAAAGAUACCGUUGCUUGCUCUAGAAUAUGAACCACCAAGGACUAAGUCAUUCAAAACCAUAGAAGCAUCACUGAGGGUUGAUGCCCUAGCAAGUGCAGGUUUUAAGAUAUCACGGUCAAAACUAGUUAAUUUGAUCAGUAACGGGGAUGUGCGAGUUAAUUGGACCACAGUUACAAAAAAUGGUGCUGCUCUCAAGACUGGUGAUAUUGUCUCAGUUAGUGGCAAAGGAAGACUACAGAUAGGAGAAAUAAACUCCACAAAGAAAGGGAAAUUCGCAGUUGAGCUUAUUCGAUAUCUAUAGGAAUCUUACCACAUGAACUAUUUUAUGGUCUUGGAGCUAAACUGAUGGGUGCCAUCUAGAUUACAUGAUUCGACACUUGAAGUGGUAGAGAGCUUAAUAGUAUUCGCCAUUGAUCUUAAUGUUCGAUAUCUUGACUGUAUAAUUUGAGUUCCAAGAAGUGCUCUACCACUAUGUGCCUAUCUUUGAUUUGAUCUCUUCCUUCCCCUGUGAAGUCAAGUAAUGACACAGACAGAUUUAUCUUCUCAGGAGCCAACAGGGAUCUUAUGGAAAGUCAACCCAAGAAGGACUAAUGGUGUUACAUUCUUAUGUCAAAUAAUUUUCUUGUAUGUUUAUUUUUCUGUUUGAUCCCUUUGAUUACAUUCUCAGUGUAUGAUGAAUCUUUUCUUUUCUUCC
Messenger RNA from Mangifera indica (mango), 1448 nucleotides. RefSeq names its product putative RNA-binding protein YlmH. Bases 90 to 1055 code for a protein of 321 amino acids. Gene Ontology annotation, molecular function: RNA binding. The transcript is spliced from 10 exons. The record is from RefSeq and is a predicted model, not a curated record. Lineage: Eukaryota; Viridiplantae; Streptophyta; Magnoliopsida; Sapindales; Anacardiaceae.